UUUACAGAAGCAAUGUUGGCUGUAAUGAACUCGGUGUACAUAAUAAGAGAAUGUUUAAAAAGCUUACAUGCAAAGCUGGCUGGUCACCAAAAAAUGAAAUAUGCUAUCUACAAACCACAGAACAGAAAUAUUGCCAAGAUGCACAGAAUGCAUGCCUGUCCAUUGGAGGGAAUCCAGCUGAGUUUUACAGCAAAGAAGAAAUGACUAAUGCUCUAACAGUUAUCACAAGUAAUGUGUAUGUAAGUGGUAGUCUACAAGGUGGUGUUUUCAUUUGGAAUGUUUCUGGACAACAGAUUGAUAGCAGCCUUUGGAUCCCUAAUGAACCAGCGGGUGGUACAUGUGUUCAGAUAUGGAGGGAUAAAAAGGGUCUUGAUGCUUUGGAAGACACUCACUUCGUUACCGUUUUAUGUGAGCAGAGACUUUUUCGAUGGGUUUGACGACAGAAAACGAUGAUACCUAUAGGAAGCGAUACCACUGGUGUUUUUUCAGCUUUCAAAUAGUCAUCACUAUAUUUAAAAAUAUAUAACAUCUGUUCCUCAUAUUUCAUAACAGUCAACUAACUCGUGAUGGUACAU
Messenger RNA from Mytilus trossulus (common blue mussel), 575 nucleotides. Its product is annotated as type-2 ice-structuring protein-like. The record is from RefSeq and is a predicted model, not a curated record. The transcript is spliced from 5 exons. Bases 51 to 437 code for a protein of 128 amino acids. NCBI's taxonomy places the organism in Eukaryota, Metazoa, Mollusca, Bivalvia, Mytilida, Mytilidae.